UGGCCACCCCGUGGCCCCGCCGCCCCAAUGGAUCCACUGAACCUGUCCUGGUACGAUGACGUUCGGGGGAGCUGGAACUGGAGCCGGCCCUUCAACGGGUCCGAGGGGAAGGCCGACAGGCCCCAGUACAACUACUACGCCAUGCUGCUCACCCUCCUCAUCUUCGUCAUCGUCUUCGGCAACGUGCUGGUGUGCAUGGCCGUGUCCCGCGAGAAGGCACUGCAGACCACCACCAACUACCUGAUCGUCAGCCUGGCCGUGGCCGACCUCCUGGUGGCCACGCUCGUCAUGCCCUGGGUGGUCUACCUGGAGGUGGUGGGUGAGUGGAAAUUCAGCAGGAUUCACUGUGACAUCUUUGUCACUCUGGAUGUCAUGAUGUGCACAGCAAGCAUCCUGAACCUGUGUGCCAUUAGCAUCGACAGGUACACAGCUGUGGCCAUGCCCAUGCUCUACAACACACGCUAUAGCUCCAAGCGCAGAGUCACUGUCAUGAUCACCAUCGUCUGGGUCCUGUCCUUCACCAUCUCCUGCCCACUGCUCUUUGGACUCAACAACACAGACCAGAACGAGUGCAUCAUCGCCAACCCCGCCUUCGUGGUCUACUCCUCCAUCGUCUCCUUCUACGUGCCCUUCAUCGUCACCCUGCUGGUCUACAUCAAAAUCUACAUCGUCCUCCGCAGGCGGCGGAAGCGGGUCAACACCAAGCGCAGCAGCCGGGCAUUCAGGGCCAACCUGAAGGCCCCGCUCAAGGGCAACUGCACUCACCCUGAGGACAUGAGACUCUGCACCGUUAUCAUGAAGUCUAAUGGCAGUUUCCCAGUGAACAGGCGGAGAGUGGAGGCUGCCCGCCGAGCCCAGGAACUGGAGAUGGAGAUGCUUUCCAGCACCAGCCCACCCGAGAGGACCCGGUACAGCCCCAUCCCGCCCAGCCACCACCAGCUGACCCUUCCUGACCCAUCCCACCAUGGCCUCCACAGCACUCCUGACAGCCCCGCCAAACCAGAGAAGAACGGGCAUGCCAAAGACCACCCCAAGAUUGCCAGGAUCUUUGAGAUCCAGUCCAUGCCCAAUGGCAAAACCCGGACCUCCCUCAAGACCAUGAGCCGCAGGAAGCUCUCCCAGCAGAAGGAGAAGAAAGCCACUCAGAUGCUCGCCAUUGUUCUCGGCGUCUUCAUCAUCUGCUGGCUGCCCUUCUUCAUCACCCACAUCCUGAACAUACACUGUGACUGCAGCAUCCCGCCCGUCCUGUACAGCGCCUUCACGUGGCUGGGCUACGUCAACAGCGCCGUGAACCCCAUCAUCUACACGACCUUCAACAUCGAGUUCCGCAAGGCCUUCCUGAAGAUCCUACACUGCUGACCCUGCUUCCCACCUCCCUGCCCAGAGGCCUCGCCUCGGUCCCUGGGAGCCGUGGGCAGGGCGGCCCAGGACAGCCUCGGCCUCCUCUUCGCCUUCAGGCCCUGCAGUGUUAGCUUGGCUCCACGCCCCUCACUGCCCGCACACCCUCGCUCCGCCAGGGCAGUGCUAGAGAGCCAGGUACAGUGCUAGCCCUCGGGCCGGACCCCUGGCUCAGGGGCAGCUCACAGAGCCCCUGUUCACUUGCAGGCUCUCUCUGCUUGGCACCAAAGACCCAGCCGCCUUCUCUGAACUUCCUCCGGGGCUCUGGGGUUGCCAGGCCGGUGUCAGGGCUCAGAGGCCGUGCCUGCGACAGGGAAGGAGAUGGACAAUUCACACCCCUCCGAGGCCCGCACCAGGGACGCCAGAGCUCUUGCCAAGGCCCCAGGCUACUUCAGUCCUGGGAAACCCAUGUAAAUACCGGGUCUGGAUGGACCCCAGAGGAGCCCAAGCCAAAAAUCUUCACCCCUCUCCUGCCCGACAGAAGCCCCUCCUUCCAUCCACAGCAGCAGGUCCUGACCCUACUCCAGCUCCCCACGAGGUCUGCACAUCCCUGCGAGGGCGGCCCCGAGGGUCUGUGGGGAGAGGACCCCCACCCCAAGCCCACUCUGCUGCCCCCUGCUGGACGCAGGUACAUCCCUCCUGGGGGCAGAUGGGCCAGCCGGGGUGGCAGCGAAGGCCGCCUCCAGAUUUGCCGGGGGCCUGUGUUGGGGGUCCCUGAGGUCCGUCGGGGGGCUGCCCCUGCCUCACUCUGCCACAAGCCACCUUCCUCUUCUCUUCCUUUUGCCCCUUCACUCUCCCGUUCCCUUUCCCUCCCACCGCCUCCGCCUUAGAGGAGCCCAUCGGCUAAGCGGCUGCCGAGUACUGUCGGGUCGGGCUUGGCCCUGCCCUGCCUGAGGGCGGAGGGGAAGCUGCAGCUUGGGGGAGUCCCCGGGCCCCAAACUCUGUAACAUCACUACACAUGCUCCAGACUAAUAAAACUUUGACAAGAGUCACAUCCAGGGCCCCUCAGGCAGAGGGGACAGUGUCACCUCCAACCUCCACCUCAAGUGUGGCC
This is a messenger RNA of Vicugna pacos (alpaca), 2452 nucleotides long. It is a transcript of the gene DRD2, whose product is annotated as dopamine receptor D2. The record is from RefSeq and is a predicted model, not a curated record. Gene Ontology annotation, cellular component: presynaptic membrane; plasma membrane; glutamatergic synapse. Gene Ontology annotation, molecular function: G protein-coupled receptor activity; dopamine neurotransmitter receptor activity, coupled via Gi/Go. Lineage: Eukaryota; Metazoa; Chordata; Mammalia; Artiodactyla; Camelidae. Gene Ontology annotation, biological process: negative regulation of synaptic transmission, glutamatergic; adenylate cyclase-inhibiting dopamine receptor signaling pathway; negative regulation of voltage-gated calcium channel activity.